AUGAGUAGCAGCGAUUCGGAGGGGGGGAGGCUCCCCCUACUCCGUCAGAGGGACCCGUUCAGGCCGAGGGGGUCCUUUAGGAGGACCCCACCAGGAGAGAGGCGCGCUAACCCGGGAUUGACUGGCACUGCACCGCCCGAUACGCUGGAGAGGGCCCAAGCGGCCUUCGACGCGGUCAUAGCCGGAACAGCGCCGGGUAUCCCAACAAGAGAGUGCGGAGCCCAAGUCUCCCCCCCGGCGCCUACUGAGCGCCAGCGCCCGGCGGCCGCGAAGCGGAUUCUGUCGCCGGAUGAACAGGCGGAGGCGGAUCCAAAGCGCCGCAGCGCUCGCGAUCUGUCGAUGGUCUGCGGCUCUUCCAAACUUCUUGCGCCCCCCACGCCAGCGACGGAGUACGGGUCGCCGUUCUCCUCUGGGGAUGACGGCUUCCUCCUCGGGGACGAAGAGCUGGGCAAGGCAUCUGCGCGGCAGCUGCUCGCCAAGGCGGGCGCAGCGUGCCGGGGUAUAGAGGCGGUUGCGGGCGGGCAGGCGUCCCGCCUGAACAAGGCAGACUUGGCGGCUAUCAAUGCCCAGCUACGGAUAUUGAUGGAAAUCGUUGGGCACUGCUGCAUCACAGUGGAGGGCCAGAAAACUGCGGUCACCGAAAUGCAGCGCCAGCAUAAUAUCCUAGAUGAGGUCCGUGCGCGAGAAGCUGCAAGAGCCUCAAGAGCAGAGGCCGAAGCGGAACGGCCAAGAUCGGAAGCGGCAGCGACUGGUGCCGCGGGUGGCUCCGUCAAUGAGGGUUGGCAGACCGUUAAUUAUGCGAGAGGAGAGCGCUGA
Molecule: messenger RNA, 816 nt
Organism: Arctia plantaginis
Lineage: Eukaryota; Metazoa; Arthropoda; Insecta; Lepidoptera; Erebidae
Source: the annotation of a GenBank genome assembly